AUGGAUAUACUUAAUGUAACAGAAAAACUCUAUGUAGACAAUUCAAUAGUUAGUACUGAAUUACAUACAUAUCAACCAUUCAUCUCUUCGAAAUUCGAUUAUAACGAUGAAAUACGAAUACCAAUUCAAGAACUUGAUGCGUAUACGCUACCUUCAGAAAGUCUUUUAUAUAUUGAGGGAGCUCUUUUAAAUAAUGAAGACAAAUACACAAAAAAAUUAAAGUUUGUUAAUAACGGCAUUGCAUUUCUAUUUAGAGAAAUUCGCUUUGAACUUAACGGGGUUAUUAUAGAUUCUGUAAGGAAUGUUGGGUUAGCUUCAACUUUAAAAGGAUACGUUUCUUUCAAUACCAAUGAGAGCAUUAAACUGCAGAACGCUGGAUGGUUCCCAGACAGAAAAGAAAGUGAUAGAAUCUUGGUAGAUGACAAUGGAAAAUUUAAUGUAUCUAUACCCCUAAAAAUACUUCUUGGAUUCUUUGAAGAUUAUAAGAAAAUUAUUUUAAAUAUGAAACAAGAGUUGGUCCUAAUUAGGGCUAGUAAUGACUUAGAUGCCGUUUUCUUUAAAGAUGAUACAACCCCUCCAACAACUACUGUUGAAACGCCAAAGGUUUCAAUUGAUAAACUAUGUUGGAAGAUCCCUCAUAUUACAGUCGAUAUUCCUCAACAACUUGCUCUAACUAAGAUAUUAGAAUCAAACAAAGAACUUUUAAUUGGAUUUCGAAGUUGGGAAAUUAUUGAAUAUUCUUCAUUACCUGAGACCACUCGUCACACAUGGCCAGUAAAAACCACUAGUAAACUCGAAGCUCCUCGUCAUGUCAUAAUUGCAUUCCAGAUAGAUAUAGGACAAGUUACUAAAGAUAUGAGUCAAUUUGAUAAUGUUGAUUUAUCUAAUAUCCGAAUCUUUUUAAAUUCCGAAAGAUAUCCAUAUCAUGACCUAUAUUUAAAUUUUAAAGAGAACAAAUAUUCUGCUUUAUAUGAAAUGUAUGCUGAUUUUAGGCACUCUUAUUAUGGAACUUCUAUUGAACCAAUGUUUAGUCCGGAAAAAUUUAAGAGUAUUUAUCCAGUUACACAUAUUGACUGUUCUCAUCAAAAAGAAUUCCUACAAACCGGUUCUAUUGUAAUGAGAGUGGAAUUUGAAACAAAUGCUAAUAUCAAAAAAGAAACAUCUGCUUAUUGUCUUAUUUUGCAUGACAAAGUAUUUAGUUAUAACCCCUUAACAAAAAUUGUUAAACCACUCUAA
Messenger RNA from Sitophilus oryzae (rice weevil), 1236 nucleotides. RefSeq lists its product as uncharacterized. Lineage: Eukaryota; Metazoa; Arthropoda; Insecta; Coleoptera; Curculionidae. The transcript has a single exon. The coding region runs from base 1 to 1236 and encodes 411 amino acids. The record is from RefSeq and is a predicted model, not a curated record.